This is a messenger RNA of Gambusia affinis (western mosquitofish), 1952 nucleotides long. RefSeq names its product glycine receptor, beta b (gene glrbb). Lineage: Eukaryota; Metazoa; Chordata; Actinopteri; Cyprinodontiformes; Poeciliidae. Gene Ontology annotation, biological process: regulation of membrane potential; chemical synaptic transmission; signal transduction. Gene Ontology annotation, molecular function: extracellularly glycine-gated chloride channel activity; neurotransmitter receptor activity; transmembrane signaling receptor activity. Gene Ontology annotation, cellular component: postsynaptic membrane; synapse; neuron projection. The record is from RefSeq and is a predicted model, not a curated record. The transcript has 10 exons. The coding region runs from base 412 to 1899 and encodes 495 amino acids.
CCGACCAGGAGGCGGGGAAGCGGCUGUCCGUGGUGCUGAUGGCAGUAAUGCGCUCCAGCUCCACGCUGCCGCUACUGCGCAUGUUGCAUGACAGGUACACGCAAGCCUCCAUCUUGGGCAUCCCGAGCUGAGGCGAAAGGGCAGCAGCCAUAUACACUCUGAUUUCAAAAUAACAACAAGCAGGAGCGGGGGAAAUAAACACAAAAAUUGGCAAAUUGCCGAGAUGUAACUUUUCUUCCCUGAAAAUAUCCGCUCAACAAUUUGUUUCUCGGAGGUGAGCGGAGAACAGGAUGGGAAAGAAAACAGCGGCUGGUCUGCAAGGCUCUGAUAGGGUUUUGUUUUUUUAACAGUCAGCUGUUCUGGAUUUAUCUUUGACAACAGAAAAACCAAAGCGGCCACACUCACACCAGAAUGGCAAUGAAGAAGCUUGCCAUCUUCCUCUUAGUCCUCUCUCUUUGUCUAGAGGAAGGCUCUGCUAAAGAAAAAGGAACUAAGAAGGGGAAAAAGAAAGGGAAGCAGGUUUACUGUCCAUCACAGCUGUCGUCUGAGGAUCUGGCUCGAGUCCCUGCAAACUCAACCAGUAACAUCUUGAACAGGUUACUGAUCAGCUACGAUCCCAGAAUAAGACCCAACUUCAAAGGGAUUCCUGUGGAGGACAGAGUGAAUAUUUUCAUCAACAGCUUUGGCUCAAUUCAGGAAACAACCAUGGAUUACAGGGUGAACAUCUUCCUGCGGCAGCGCUGGAAUGACCCCAGGCUCAAGUUACCGCAGGACUUCAAGUCAGAAUCUCUCACUGUUGAUCCCAAGAUGUUCAAAUGUCUCUGGAAGCCUGACCUGUUCUUUGCUAAUGAGAAGAGUGCAAACUUUCACGAUGUGACCCAAGACAACAUCCUCCUCUUCAUCUUCCGUGAUGGAGAUGUCCUCAUUAGUAUGAGGUUGUCCAUCACCCUUUCCUGCCCGUUGGAUCUGACCUUGUUUCCAAUGGAUACACAGAGGUGUAAAAUGCAACUUGAAAGCUUUGGGUACACAACAGAUGACCUGCAGUUCAUGUGGCAGACAGGAGACCCUGUCCAAAUGGAGGCUAUUGCUCUUCCUCAGUUUGACAUCAGACAAGAAGACAUUGAUUAUGGAAACUGCACCAAAUUCUAUGAAGGAACAGGGUAUUACACUUGUGUAGAGGUUAUCUUCACCCUACGGAGACAAGUUGGCUUCUACAUGAUGGGUGUUUAUGCCCCCACGCUGCUCAUAGUGGUCCUUUCCUGGCUGUCUUUCUGGAUCAACCCUGAUGCGAGUGCUGCAAGGGUUCCUUUGGGGAUCCUCUCGGUGCUCUCCCUGUCUUCUGAAUGCACCUCGUUAGCUUCAGAGCUGCCCAAAGUGUCCUACGUCAAGGCUAUCGACAUCUGGCUCAUUGCGUGUCUGCUGUUCGGCUUUGCCUCGCUGGUGGAGUACGCUGUGGUUCAAGUGAUGCUCAACAGUCCAAAGCACAUUGAGGCGGAGAAGGCCAAGAUUGCUUCCAAGGAGAAGGCUGCAGGGAAGAGUCCUGGUGUGAGGAACAACACCAUCAACGGGACCGGAGGGACUCCUCUGCACGUCAGCACCUUACACGUGGGUGAGACUCGCUGUAAAAAGGUGUGCACAUCCAAAUCAGACCUGCGGACCAACGACUUCAGCAUCGUGGGAUCUCUCCCACGGGACUUUGAACUGUCAAACUUUGACUGCUACGGGAAACCGAUUGACACCGGCUCUGCUCUCGGUAAAUCCCAGGCAAAGAACAAGAAACCGCCUCCUCCAAAACCAGUCAUCCCCUCCGCUGCCAAAAGAAUCGACCUGUACUCCAGAGCCCUGUUCCCUUUCUCUUUCCUCUUCUUUAAUGUGAUUUACUGGUCCAUUUACUUGUGAUUAUCUGGAAUUUUUAUCCCAGUGCGAUAGUUUCAUGAGUUCUUUAUUGACUG